AUGUCGACAAUAAUCAAUGAUUUUCUUUAUUUGGGUUCAAUAAAUGAUGCAUGUACACCAUCGAUUUUAAAUCAAUUGAAAAUAACACAUUUAAUUAAUUUAAGUUUAACAAGAAUUGUUCUUGAAGAAUCAUUUGAACUUCUUCAUUUACCUUUAUACGAUAGAUUUGAUGAAUCUAUUAUUAAUUAUUUCAAACAAGCAAAUCAAUUUAUUGAAAAAUGUCGUCAAAAUGAAAAUGGACGAUGCUUAGUUUUUUGUAAGCACGGAAGAUCGAGAUCCGUUGCAAUUGUAAUUGGCUAUUUAAUUGAACAUCAUGGUCAUACAGUACCAUCUGCUUAUUUAUUAUUGUCAAAUAUUCGUCCAACAAUAUCACCGAAUCGAAAUUAUAUUAAUCAACUCAUUAAAUAUUCUUCUCAAACGGAACAAACUCUUUGUCCAUUUAUUUCUUCCUGA
Rotaria socialis is the source of this 453-nucleotide messenger RNA. The record is from the annotation of a GenBank genome assembly. Lineage: Eukaryota; Metazoa; Rotifera; Eurotatoria; Philodinida; Philodinidae.